GACGUGUGAAGGUCGUCGUGGCGAAUUGCAUCGACUGGAGGGUGAGCGAGCGUUCGAGCAUCAAACGUGGUGACUACAUAGCUGGAUCCUCCACUCUGCAAUUGGAACUGCGAUGCGACGUCAUCGAUGUCUGGUGUUGUCAAGUUCAGUGGCGACUCGAUGACUGGUUUCUCGCUGCUUGGAUUUCAACCCCUGGACAUGAAAGCUCAUCCACAGAGAGAAUUGAGUGCUACAAUUGAGGAAAACCUCUUGGGUCUCGCUGCUUAGGGGUAUUUGGACUUGAGGGUUUGUACCCUGACGGGCGCAGUUGGGCCCGCAUUGCUUUUGAGAUGAUGGCCGAUACAUAGCAGGUUUUGGGAUUGUGAAGAAGUGAGGGGUGUGGUUGAACUGGUAUCGGAGUUGCCAUGUUCGCACCUCGUGAUGCAUGCCGUCUGUUCCAACUGAACAUGGCCCCUACUCCAUCCUCUUGCCUUCGUUCCCGUUCUCCUCUCCUGGUUUACGCUGCAGGCAAGAACCAAGAAUCUCCUCAGCCACCAAGGAUCACCUCUAAUGUGAAACGCAACCUUCAUCUACUGAAGAUCUUUAAGGAAUUUGCUAAGAAGCAAUCAGGAGGUUAUACCAAGCCUAGCACGAGUUAUAGAAAGAAGAGGGUAGAUAAGCAGGACAUGCCUAAUGGUGCUGACCCUUACGAGGACCCAACCACAAAGCUUUAUCACACCAAUGAUGGCUUUGAAUUGGCGACACCAGUGCUGUUAGUUGAUGGAUACAAUAUGUGUGGCGCCUGGCCUAAGCUGAAAAAGCAUUUUUCACGCGGUCAAUUAGAGACGGCCAGAGACAAACUCAUACACGAGCUCAUUACAUUCACGCAUGUGAAAGGUGUGAAAGUAGUUUGUGUUUUUGAUGCUGUAAUGUCGGGUUUGCCCACCCACAAGGAAUCUGUGAACAGUGUGGAUAUUGUGUAUUCUGCGGAUACAGAUGCCGACUCGUGGAUUGAGAGAGAGAUCACAUUAUUAAGGGCAGACGGAUGUCCAAAAGUUUGGGUGGCCACCUCAGAUAGUUUUCACCAACAAGCUGCACAUGGCGCGGGUGCUUAUGUCUGGACCUGCAAAAACCUCAUUUCAGAGAUCAACGAUGCAAAGGAGGAGUUGCAGGAGUUGCUGUACGAUGAAACUAUGUAUUCAACAAAAGGGAAGCUUCUGGAGCACAACCUAGAUCCUGAGGUGCGGAAUGCUCUACAGGCGUUGAAACAGCAAUUGAAAACCCAGUAACUGUUGUUUGGAAGAGAAUGGUACCAGUAUAUCGACUUCAAUUGCUCAUAGACAGGCUGGACCAAAAAGUGAAGGUCAAGUUUUCAGAACCCACCAUAUAGAAGGGUAAGAGCUUGCUCAUGCCGCUGGUCUUUGAAUUCUGUAGCAGGUCUCGAAUGUUUUUAAAAGUCAGUGACCUCAGCACAUUAACCAAGUGGAAAUCGUGUACUAAGUGGAAAUUUGGUGCUUUCGUGAUUACCUCAAUCACAAUGAAAUUGUUUGAAAUCGUGCCAAAUUCCAAAUUCUUUGUAGAGGCAAGGUUUAGAGAGGUUUAUGCCAAACGUGUGAUACCACUGCAUGAAUACUCAGGCAUCUUUCAUUGAAAUCUUAUUUCCCGAGUCACUCAACCCUUAAUGCCCAUUCUCACCGAUUUUAA
Molecule: messenger RNA, 1683 nt
Organism: Physcomitrium patens
Lineage: Eukaryota; Viridiplantae; Streptophyta; Bryopsida; Funariales; Funariaceae
Source: RefSeq, a predicted model, not a curated record